AUGGACGAAUAUUUCUUUGAGCAAUUUGUGUCUCAAUGCAAGUUCUACCUUGAAGAUACCCAUUACCUUGAGAUCUUGAACUAUACGCAUGCUCUUUCCUCAGACGAGUUUGCCAACUAUAUUUACCGCAGAGGAGCGUUUGAGCCUCCAAAGCUACGAGCGGGCGUAAAACCCAUCGGCGGCCUGAGACUCAUACUGCAGUUGAACGCCAGACAGCCCGAAACCUUUUCGCCGUACGUUGUCACCUUGGCCCACGAUGAGUAUCGUGAGAUGAUCCGGGGUAUGCGUCUGCCCACCAGCGCCAUUGAGGGAACAGCUGUAGUUGGCCCUUUCUUUUGGUCUUCCUAUGAUCAAAACGAUGAAGACCCCAAUUUGCAAUUCAUCUUCCGCAAGUCAGAUGUUCGGAAGAAGGGCCGGACCCGUGGCUGGGAGACGAUGCUCUCGUACAACUUCCAAACGGGAAUCACCACAGGCUACCGGGCAGGCCGGCCACCCCUCGUCCUGCCCAUGAUUAUGCUCUUCUUCGAGCUCAACCCAGAGAAUGAGAAGCGCCAGCGCCGUGCCAGGGAUUGGCUCCGCCGCCUCGAGCACGCCAUUAGUGGCCGCGACGAGAUCAACGACGAGGAGUCCUACGUCAAUGGCGGCGUGCUGGACAUGGACGGCAUCACCAGGGACAUGUACGAGUGCAACGGCCAGGUCCUGUGGAAGAAGCCCCAGGCCUACAUGGAGAUCGUCAAGGAGUUUGACAAGGCCAUGGAGAGGUUCGAACAAAGGACCGAGUUUUACAUGGCGAAGCUCAAGGGAUUGGAGAAUUACAUUUGGACCACGCUUGAGCGCUUGAGGAUCCAACGGGAAGCUCUCUACAACAUUUCAGCCAUCCGCGAGUCAAAACUCAGCCUACAAAUCGCCAAGGAGCAAAAGUACGUCGCCCACGCCGCCAAGCACGACGGCACCGCCAUGAAGACUCUCUCCUUGCUCGGCGCCAUCUUCCUCCCCGGGACCUACCUCGCUUCCGUAUUCAGCAUGACCUUUUUCGACUUUGCCAGCGACGCGGAUCCCAUCAUAUCCACCAAUCUCUGGAUCUACUUCGCCAUCACCAUACCCGUCACUUUGCUCAUCGUCGGCACGUGGAUCUUUUUCAACCAGCGCCGCAAGGACAAGUUUCGGCGCGACCAAGCCACCGUCGAGGGCGACGUCGAAAGCAUGGAGCGGGAAAUCAUGGCCACGAUGCGGAGGAAGACCCUCAACAAGGAGAACACCUGGAACUCCUUCAGCCCGAGGUGA
Molecule: messenger RNA, 1284 nt
Organism: Parascedosporium putredinis
Lineage: Eukaryota; Fungi; Ascomycota; Sordariomycetes; Microascales; Microascaceae
Source: the annotation of a GenBank genome assembly